Molecule: messenger RNA, 788 nt
Organism: Cimex lectularius (bed bug)
Lineage: Eukaryota; Metazoa; Arthropoda; Insecta; Hemiptera; Cimicidae
Product: ras-related protein Rab-38-like
Exons: 7
Coding region: 88-723 (211 amino acids)
Biological process (GO): endosome to lysosome transport; phagosome-lysosome fusion
Cellular component (GO): phagocytic vesicle; late endosome; lysosome
Molecular function (GO): GTP binding; GTPase activity
Source: RefSeq, a predicted model, not a curated record
CAAUUAACAUUGAGAUAGGUUUUAUCUCAAGCUGAAAAGGCAAUUUUGCCAUUUGAAAUUUUGAUUCCUUGGGGUAACAUCAUAAACAUGGAAUAUAAGAAACUCACCCGUCCACAAAACGAAAAAAUAUUUUUGAAAUUCCUAGUAGUCGGUGACGACGCUGUUGGAAAAACUGCAAUUGUUAAGAGAUAUAUUUGUGAAAACUUUUCUUCAACAUACAAGAUAACGUUUGGUGCUGAAUUUUCAACCAAACAAGUCCUAUGGAAUGAUGAAACUGUAGUUAACAUUCAAUUUUGGGAUAUUGCUGGUCAAGAAAGAUAUGGAUAUAUAACAAGUGUUUACUACAGAAAUGCGGUUGGAUGUUUCAUUGUUUUUGAUAUCAGCAGAUACGAUUCAUUUGAAUCAGUUACCAAGUGGUUUGAAACGUUGAAGGAAAAAGUACUCAUAGAGACUACUGAGAAAAUUCCAGUCAUUCUUCUAGCGAACAAAUGGGACACUGGUAUUUACAGGGUUAGUGAUGAAGAAAUCACCAGGCUCUGUAAUAAACUUGGCCUUACAACUUGGUUUAAAACUUCAGCCCUGAAUAACUUGAAUAUAGAUGAGGCGGUUAACCGUUUAAUUGGAAGUUCGCUAGAUGUAUGGCAUAAAAUCAACAAAGACAGUAGACAAGAUAGCAUUGUUUUGCAUGAAAAGAAACCCCGUUCUUCAUGUUGUUCCAAAUGACGUUCAAAUCCUUUGUGAUAAAUUGAUGCAAAUACAUGUAAUAAUUUAUAAUAUCUAUAAAUAAA